Messenger RNA from Cladocopium goreaui, 1071 nucleotides. The record is from the annotation of a GenBank genome assembly. NCBI's taxonomy places the organism in Eukaryota, Dinophyceae, Suessiales, Symbiodiniaceae.
AACCUUCGCAUCCUUCGCAUCCUUCGCAUCCUUCGCAUCCUCAUCAUGGAGAUAUUUUUGCUGCUGGCCUUUGGAGUGGCGGUUGCACUUGCCGCUUUCUUCCUGAAACCGUACCUGGAUUGGCGCUACAGUUGCGGCAAACCCUUGGAAUCUCAAAUCUCUAGGACUUCCUUUCAGUGCGCGCCUGGCGAACUGGUGCCAGCACCAUGGAAAGCGCCGGAAGUGGCCCUCUCCGUAGUAGUGCCCGCAUACAACGAGGAGUAUCGACUUCCGCAGAUGUUGGAUGAAGCCUUGGCAUAUUUGGAGAGCCGGGGCAGUGAUGUGGCAUCCUUCACCUAUGAGGUCAUUGUCGUGGACGACGGCAGCAGUGACAAUACCUAUGCAGCCGCCUUAUCCUCCAGGGAUGCUUCCUUGCAACAUGGUGAAGUCCGGAUCAUCAAGCUGCUGACCAACCGUGGAAAAGGAUUUGCCGUGCGCACUGGCAUGCUGGCUGCGAGAGGGCAACUCUUGCUCAUGGCGGACGCUGAUGGUGCCACGAGCAUCCGCGAUUUGGAACGACUUGAAAGAGCCUUAGGCCCCAAGGAUGAUUCUCCACAUAUCGCCUUUGGCUCUAGACAUCAUCUUCGAGAGGAGGCUUUGAACAAAAGGGCGUGGUAUCGAAACGUCUUGAUGGUCGGCUUCCACUUUGCCGUCUGGCUGUUGGUGGGUGGCAACGUGAAAGAUACCCAGUGUGGCUUCAAGCUCUUCAAAGCCAAUGUCGGCAAGCAGAUCUUUGCUUCGCUUCACCUCUACCGAUGGGCCUUCGACAUUGAGGUCCUUAUCCUUGGCAGCAUCUUUGGAAAAGGUGUGGCUGAGGUGCCCGUGACCUGGGUGGAGAUGCCUGGCUCCAAGUUGAAUCUCCUGACGGGUGCGGUGACGAUGCUGCGGGACAUGGCGUUGGUGCAGGUGCUCUAUGCCUUGGGCAUUUGGCAACCUUCGGUUUUGUGAAGCGGUAGCUUCAUGGCCCCAUGGCCAUUCGGCCGGAAGCUUCUGGCGCUAGGGAGAGCUGUGCGGCCGCCAUUGCAAUGUGAU